Molecule: messenger RNA, 2223 nt
Organism: [Torrubiella] hemipterigena
Lineage: Eukaryota; Fungi; Ascomycota; Sordariomycetes; Hypocreales; Clavicipitaceae
Source: the annotation of a GenBank genome assembly
UUGUGACAUGCCCCGAACCCCCCCCCAAGGCCACAGGUGCCGCCAGUGACGCAGGCAACAGCAAAAAAAAAAGAGGGCGGCCAGGCUGUGACUGGUGCUGGCAGCGCAUGAAAAAAAAAAAAAAUUCCUCGGAAAACCUGGCGAUCGCCCAUACUGGUCCCUCCUCUCGUCUUCUUUUCUCUCUUCUUCCCCUCCUCCUCUUCUCUCUUUUUAUUUCCUCUUUUCUUCUUCUUUCUCUCCUCUUGGGCCUUGCCUAUUUGCUUGCUCCCUUUGUACACCAUCCAGUCUACAAAGUACUUUUUUCACCCCUCGAUUUUUACCCCGCCAACAUCCGUCACAAUGGUUGAGAAGCUUUACGUUACCUACAACGAUGUGCACAAGCUGUGCCAGGAGUCUGCCGACCACCUCCUAAACCAGUUCAAGCCUAACCUCAUCAUCGCCAUCGGUGGUGGCGGCUACAUCCCCGCCCGUAUCCUCCGUUCGUUCCUCAAGCAGCCUGGAUCUCCCAACAUCCCCAUCCAGGCCAUUGGUCUCAGCCUCUACGAAGAGCUCGGCGGCGACUCCGAGGUCGAGGUCCCUGGCACAAAGGUCACCCGUACCCAGUGGCUCGAUCUCUCUGCCCUCGGCGAGAUGCAGAACCUUGUCGGCAAGCGCGUCCUCAUCGUUGAUGAGGUUGACGACACCCGUACCACUCUUGAGUACGCUGUCCGCGAGCUCGAGAAGGAUGUCGAGACUGCCCGUCAGAAGAUGGGUGGCGAGCAGCCCAAGACUGAGUUCAGCAUCUUUGUUCUUCACAACAAGGACAAGACGAAGAAGGGUGCCCUCCCUGGAAACAUGCUCCAGUCUGGAUACCUCGCUGCCCGCACCGUUGGCGAUGUCUGGAUCAACUACCCUUGGGAGGCCAUCGACAUUGACGAGCACGACCGCCUGGCCCUCGAGAACACCAAGCCCCAGUAAACUAUAUACCCCUCUAAGAAGUGUGCCCCGGAUAACACAGUCCAUCGUUUAAGAGUUUACGCAGGAAUGAAUGAAAAUAGACACUGAAUGAAGCUGGUGAUGUCGUUGAUCAUCUGGCUCGAGUAGACACAGAAUAGCCUAGCUUAAAAGAGGCUCGAGAAACUUUCAACUUAACAACUUCCCCAUAUACUGUGAAAUUGUGUGUAAAUUUCUAGAAAUCGUGGUCUAGUAUGCUAUAUUCUAUAAUGACAUGGGGUAUCAAAUGCAGUCUAUCGGUGCUAUGCUAGGAAGAUGCUGUCCACCUUAGUGUUAAAGGGCUGUGCCUUGUUCUCGCUCAUGCUUCUCACGUAGCCGUUUCUCUUGCUUCAUGAAUUCGCGAAUGCCCACGGGAACAUUUUCAAACACGUCGUCUUGCCAUAAAUCUUUGGCAAUCUUGGUUUCGGUAGCCACGGAGCCACCUCCGUCAGCAUCAACGCUGCCACCAGCACUCUGUAACCGCUGUUGCGCUUCCUUGUUCGCCGCGGACCAGUCCUCCAUAUCUUCUCGAUAGAUAUCCCACACGCAGUUUACGCAACCGCUCAUACAACAGUUAUCAGGCUCCUCGGGACGGGGUGGCACAAGUACGCCAGCAAUGUAUGUCGAUUGUGCCUUUCUUGUCGCCAUGCGCUCGACCUUUUUCGCCGCCGGCCCUGCUAGCGAAGAUCCAAAGAUAAUUUUAGCCCUCUCUUCUUGUGAAUCCGGUAUUGUUGGCCCUGGGCUAAACUCGAAUGUCUUGGAUGUGGUGGGCGAAGAAGUGGUUGUGGGCGGUUCAUUGCGCUUUUCGUUGGUUACAAACGGUGUUUUGUAGUCGAUUAGACUCUGGUAAAACGAUCCUAUAGGAUGAGCUUGGGCAGAAGUCUUCUCUUGGCGGGCAGCAGCGACGCUGAAGCUUCGUGAGGUAAUCCGGGAUGGGCAUCUAAGGCCGCAAACUCGGCAAAAGAGCCUAGCCGACGAAGGCAUGGUGAGAAUCUGCGUAUUUUGUAGUGGCCGUAGAUGUUGAGCUUCUAAUUAUACUGCUACUGCCCAAUGGUAUGCAUGAAUUGCUCUGGAAGCAGAUGGGAUUCGCAAGUAAAUUUUGGCUCAAUGUCAGGUUGUAGUGUGUAAAACAGACGUCAUGGCCGUUAGCCGAUGCCGCCGCUGAAGCGGAUCGCACACACGUGACAGCCGUCGUAGCUCGAAGCGUGUCACUGGGCUACGUUUAUACCGCUGGAUAUAAUUAUGAAGAAA